AUGAAGUGCCAACACACCGCCAUCCUGGCCGCCCUCGCUGGGCUCACUGCCGCUGAGGUUCCCCAGGAACACUCGCACGAGAAGUAUCUCAUCGCCGUCAACGAGCUCCUCCAGCUCAACAACCCCUUCAACAUUGCCGACUCCGUCUUUGGCUUCCUCGGCGCCGCUGCUGCCGCCGAUGGCGCCGGUGACGUGACCAACACCGACUGUCUACAGCAGAUCACCGCCGACUCGGCAUUCACGGGCGCCAAAACUGCCGGUGACAUCGACGGCAUGGCUAACGCUCUCAUCUUCCGCGCCCUCGAGCGCAACAGUCUCUCCGUUGGCGAGCGCAGCGCUCUCUGCAACGAGACGGCUGAAAACCCGGAGAUCGCUGCCAUCUCGCAGCACCAGGAUCCCGCGUCCGAGGGCGCCGCCGAGGAGAACAAGGCCAUCACCCUGGCGCUGGCGCAGCAGCUUGCGCUUAUCGGAGUUGAUCCCCAGCUUGCGCUCGAGUCGGGAACAUUUCCUCCUGGCGAGAUCGGUGACCCCACCGCCGCUGGCUUUACUUGCAACGACGAGACUGACCCCGUCGGCUGCAUCUUUACUGAAAACCUCCUCGUGCCUGACGCGACCCCUGAGGAGAUCGACGCUGCCGUUGCCGAAGUCCUUGCAGAGGGCGAUGCCGCUGGCAUUGCUGACGGUAGCCUGAACGAUGCCCUCGUACCCAUCUGCGAAGCCAUCGGAGCUGGUGCCGGUGCUGACGCCGGCGUCGCCGUCCCUCCCGCCAACGGAACCGCCGCCGCCCCUCCCGCUGCCUCCGAAGCCGUCGCCACCCCCGUCGAAGAAGAGGAAGCCGCCGCCGCCGAAGAGCCCGCCACGGCAACAGACAAAACAUCCAGACUUUCACGGGCACCCUCGUGGGGGCGGCGCUACAUCCAGUUCGCCGAGGGCCUCGACGGCCGCGCCGAGGCGAGCUUUGGGCCCGCGGGCGACUUUGACCAUGGCAGCGCCAACAAUGUCGACAUUAUCACGAGCUUCAUCUGUGGGCAGCUGGGUUCACGGUGCGGCGCUGGCGAGGCCACUGUCGCUGCUUGCGAAGAUGGUGCUGCUGCUGCGAGUGGGUUGGAGGGAGAACAGGCUGCUCAGGCUUUCAACUCUGCGCUCGGACUGUAA
Verticillium dahliae VdLs.17 is the source of this 1155-nucleotide messenger RNA. RefSeq lists its product as uncharacterized. The coding region runs from base 1 to 1155 and encodes 384 amino acids. The record is from RefSeq and is a predicted model, not a curated record. Lineage: Eukaryota; Fungi; Ascomycota; Sordariomycetes; Glomerellales; Plectosphaerellaceae. The transcript has 4 exons.